CUCGGCGCAAUCGCGUAAUGUUUUUUUUCAGUGCCGAAAACAACAUCAAAAUUUUCAUAACAAUGUUGGGAUUUUAGAGACAGCCACAAAAUUUAGAAGCACAUGUGCCCUGCUAGAGCGAACCGAACCUGAGAACCGAUCGCCGAAAGAAGCUGCAGAUUGUUGCAUAAACCGCGCGCGCAGCUACCGCUCCGAACUCCAAGAGGUGCUCCACGGGUCUCCGAGCUUUCCGAACUUUGGAUGCGCCGCGAUGAGCUUGCUGGUGCAAGUGUUCAAGUGGGACCAGCGAUGUCGCAUGCUCCACCGGGUGGACAUCCUGCUGAGGCGUGGCGUCAAGAAGCAGGCGGUGUAUCCGACCAAGUGAGUGGUGUCCUGAAUCCUCCUGAAAAUUGCAUAACACGUCAUUUGUACAGACUGGCUGAGGUGGGUCGCCUGGUGGAGGCCCGCGACGACCGGUACGAGACGGGCCAACUAUUCCUGCACCGCAUCUUCGGCUACCGCGGCGUUAUACUCUUCCCCUGGACAGCCCGCGUCUACGACCGGGAUCUGCACAAUCCCGGCAAGAUCAGCGCCACCACGACUGCGAGCGCCAAUCCGACGCAGCAGAACCAUACCAAAGAGGCUACGCUCCGCGUGAAGGCCAACACCUCCGCUACCCCAACGGCUGCUACCGCUCAGAGUGGCGAUGCCCCCUCCUCGACCGCUUUUGAGGCGAACGCUGCUGAAAGUACAGGCACCACUAACGUGGGUACCGCCUCCCAAGUGGAUCCCAAAGAGGUCAAGGGCAAGGUGCAAACCUUUUAUCAGGUGCUCAUAGACACCCGCGACUGUCCGUACAUUCGCGCCCAGACCGAGGCAGUCACCUUUCUGGGCAACCAGGACUCCAACCGCAGCCUGUACGCCAUCCCCGGGCUGGACUACGUGGCCCACGAGGACAUUAUGCCUUAUAGCUCCAGCGAGAAGAGUCCACUGCAGCAUGAGCUGUUCGACAAGUUCCUUACGCACGCUCCGGACGCGGACCCGCCAUUUGUGGGCCAGGACACGCUGAAGGCGUGGCAGGAGAAGAACCAUCCCUGGCUGGACAUGAGCGAUGUGCACAAGGAGACCACGGAGAACGUGCGCAUUACCGUGAUUCCCUUCUACAUGGGUUGCCGCGAGACACCUGCUAGUUCGGUCUACUGGUGGCGCUACUGCAUCCGACUGGAGAACCUCGGCGAGCUGAGCGUGCAACUCCGCGAGCGCCACUGGCGCAUUUUCUCACUGUCCGGAACCCUCGAGACGGUGCGCGGAAGAGGAGUAGUGGGCCAGGAGCCCAUUCUGAGCCCCCGGCUGCCCGCCUUCCAGUACAGCAGCCAUGUCAGCCUGCAGGCGCCCAGCGGCCAUAUGUGGGGCACCUUCCGGCUGGAGCGCGAGGACGGAUACUCCUUCGAUUGCAAGAUUCCGCCCUUCUCACUGGAGAGCAAGCCGGACGACCUGGGGACGCCCACACCGGCCACGCCCAGUGCCCACGAUAAGAAGCGCGACGAUAGCGAUUAAGAGGCAGUUGUUGACCCGUAGUUAAAUGAUUUUAAAACGCAAUCUUUUCUGACAAUGCAUGCGUACAUGUGUUUAGUGCAAAUUACAAUAAUCAACAAGGA
Messenger RNA from Drosophila sechellia, 1637 nucleotides. RefSeq names its product DNA polymerase delta interacting protein 2 (gene POLDIP2). Lineage: Eukaryota; Metazoa; Arthropoda; Insecta; Diptera; Drosophilidae. The record is from RefSeq and is a predicted model, not a curated record. The coding region runs from base 241 to 1536 and encodes 431 amino acids. The transcript has 3 exons. Gene Ontology annotation, biological process: error-free translesion synthesis. Gene Ontology annotation, molecular function: DNA binding. Gene Ontology annotation, cellular component: mitochondrial nucleoid; nucleus.